Molecule: messenger RNA, 1269 nt
Organism: Lichtheimia ornata
Lineage: Eukaryota; Fungi; Mucoromycota; Mucoromycetes; Mucorales; Lichtheimiaceae
Exons: 3
Coding region: 1-1269 (422 amino acids)
Molecular function (GO): 5'-3' DNA exonuclease activity; 5'-3' RNA exonuclease activity
Source: RefSeq, a predicted model, not a curated record
AUGGAUGCAGGCAGCAGCAAAAGUGAUAUCGUCAAAGCACCAUCCGUGACCUUGUUAGGUGAUACAUCCACUUGUGGACAAGAUUCCUUUCAAGAUACACCACGACGUCGUUAUGCUUACUUGAGGCGUUGUCGACCUUAUUUAAGUGGUCUUGCCAUUCGACUGGCAACACUCAUUGUCAUUAUUGGUGUGCUCAUUGGACUUGGUCUCGGAUUGCAGUAUACCGAAGGCAUGCCUCGUGCUGAAGACUUUACCCAUUUAACGUUCGAUUGGCAAAUUGACCCGAGGAGCUUCCUUUCACCUUUCAACACGACGUUUGGGUCAUACAACGUGCUUUUGGAUGGUCACUCUCACUCAACAUACAGCGAUGGAAAAAUGAAUGUGGAGCAAUUAUUGGAUUGGCAUUUGGCCAAUGGAUACAAUGCCGUCAUUGUUACGGAUCACAAUACCAUCAAAGGAGGAUUGGCGGCCGAGGAGUUAGCAUUGAAUGAUGAACGCUACAAGGAUCGCAUUGUCGUUAUCCCUGGGAUCGAGUAUACGUGUUGCAGAAUCCACAUGAAUCUCAUCAACAUCAACGAAUCCGUUCCUAUUGGGCCACCUGUUCCAUCCGAUGAACAAUUGCAAGAUGUCAUUCGCCGUGUCCAUGAACUAGGAGGAUUGGUCAUUGUUAAUCACAUCCCUUGGAGCAAUGCUACACAGGGCUAUUAUGAGGAAGCACGACUCCCUAAUCAUCCAUCGGUGGAGGAUCUUAUCAGCUGGGGCGUGGAUGGAUUUGAAGUUGUUCAUGGCAGCACAUUUGAUUAUUCGACCUAUCAAGCAGCAGUGGCUCACAACCUUAUUCAGAUGGUGGGUACCGAUGUCCAUCAUCCUUCCAUGGGCGCAAACACAUGGUUGACUGUACAAGCUGCCAAUUUCACGCGUCAAGGGGUCAUGGAUGCUAUCAUAGCGCACAAGACUUCGUUCCUCAUGGAUCCAGCAGGCACACGACCCAUCGCCUAUCCUGAUUCGAAUCCCAAAUACGACAUGCUCAUGCCAUUGACAGGCCUAGGUCCUUACUUUAACAUGUUUUAUACCGACAACAAGGGCAUGUACAGUUUUCAAGGCACAUUCUGCCAUCCAGAAAAGCUUGAUGUACACGGAAAUAUCAUUGGAUGGUUCAUCUUUUGGCUCUUUAUCAUGAUGCUAGUUUACGAAUUGGUCAGAACGGCGCUUAUUUAUGGAUCAGCGUGGAUAAUGCAAAGAAUAAAGCAUCGGCACUCUGCAUCUUAA